This is a messenger RNA of Juglans microcarpa x Juglans regia, 4693 nucleotides long. RefSeq names its product ATPase 8, plasma membrane-type. Gene Ontology annotation, cellular component: plasma membrane. Gene Ontology annotation, molecular function: ATP binding; ATP hydrolysis activity; P-type proton-exporting transporter activity. Gene Ontology annotation, biological process: regulation of intracellular pH; proton export across plasma membrane. The transcript has 14 exons. The record is from RefSeq and is a predicted model, not a curated record. Bases 1274 to 4201 code for a protein of 975 amino acids. NCBI's taxonomy places the organism in Eukaryota, Viridiplantae, Streptophyta, Magnoliopsida, Fagales, Juglandaceae.
GUCUUGGUAUUAUACUGUAAGAUUGCAUCAGGAGAUGAAAGGUUAACGUUUUAAUUUUGAUUCCUUGUGCAUUAAUCUGUGACAAAAUGAGCUUUUGGUAGUGGUUUAUUGAGGUCUAAGGCAGGACUCAUCCAGAGGUUACUUUGUCUUAGGGUUUUGAAAUCAUGAGUAGUCAACACAUGAUCUUAGAGAGAGAGUUUCGAAGUUGGAUUGAUUCUAUCGGAUCAUGAUAGUCAAUCUGCAUGGAAAUGAUGAGGCAAGUCUUUUUGUGGAGUCAAAUGGUAGAGUUAUGAAUGUGAAGUAUCAUGAAUGUGCAAAACCAUGCAGCAAGGUUAGCCAAGUUGUUAAACAUGAAAUUAGGAAGAACUAGAGCAAUAAUAAGCAUCAAAAUUGUGGUAAAGAUCAUUGUGUUGGAAUCGAAACUAGUUAAAGGAUUAUUAUUGGUUGAGCCUCUUGCCUUUGAAUUUCUGUUUCCUUCCAGUUACUCAAAUUUAGAUGUGAUGAAGAUUUUGUUCUAUGGGGUAUUGGAUCAAUCAGUUCCCAAUAUUGUCAGUUUAUCCUGCAUUAUUUUGCUAUAUAUAUAUAUAUAUAUAUUUGUUGGUAAGAAGAUUCAUUAAUUUUUUGGAUGAAGCCAUCUUCCCAUAAUAUGUUUUUUAUUUUUUUAAUGAGCAUUGAUCCUCUCAUAAUUGGCAAGGUUCGAAAAAUCGGAAUUGAAUUCGGAAUUGUUAUAUGCAUGAGAAACUCUUUGGAUUAGCCCAGUUGUUGUUGGAGGAAAAACAGCCCACCAAUCAAAAUGCGACCCAUAAGAUUAUGGAGGAUGUUUAUAAUAGAAGAAAAACAACUGAUUAUUUCCCUUCCCCUUCCCCUCUCCCGUUCCAGCACCAUACCGAAGCUUAUUUUUUUUUCCAGAAAUUCCUCUUGUUUCACCCUUUCUUGUUACUUAUCAAAACAAUAAAAAAUAAUAAUGUGUUAGAAAAUAUAAAUAGAAAUUGAGGUUUAUAAAAAUGUCAGACAUAAUUGUUUGAAGAAUUGCAUGCUAAGGAACGUUCCAGAACGUCAACAGUGUAGGUGCAGCAACUUCAAGCCAGAUUUUGACCUUGAUGCAGUCAGUAUCUCUCAAAACGCAAAACAUGAAAUUUGUAGAGCUUUUUCUUGGUGUUCCAUAGCAUCUUGAAUCAUCUCAAUCUGAGCUUGGAUGAGAGAGUUAUGCCCAGAUUACAAAGUGAUGUCGAAACUGUCCAAAAUUGCCUAAUUUGGGUUCUUUGCCGUUGGGAUGAGGGGGGUGCUGUCGAAUUUGGGUUGGGAUGGAGUGGGUGCCGUCGGGUGGUGGGUUCGAAUAGGAAGAAGAGAAGGAAGAAAGGGGAAUUGGAUGGGCUAUUCGGGUGUAGUGGGAUGCAUGGAGCGAAUUCCUGUUGAUGAAGUUUUUGAGCAGCUGAAAUGUACAAGAGAGGGUUUGACAAUAGAGGAAGGCCAGAAGAGGCUCCAAAUCUUUGGCCCAAACAAGCUCGAGGAGAAAAAGGAAAGUAAGCUCCUCAAGUUCUUAGGCUUUAUGUGGAAUCCCCUCUCAUGGGUCAUGGAGUGUGCUGCAAUUAUGGCCAUUGCUUUGGCCAAUGGAGGGGGCAAGCCACCAGAUUGGCAAGACUUUAUUGGCAUUGUUGUGUUGCUUAUCAUUAACUCCACUAUUAGCUUCAUUGAAGAAAACAACGCAGGCAAUGCCGCAGCUGCUCUGAUGGCAGGACUUGCCCCCAAAACCAAGGUGUUGAGGGAUGGAAAGUGGUCUGAGCAAGAUGCAGCGAUCCUGGUACCAGGAGAUGUGAUCAGCAUCAAGUUGGGAGAUAUUAUCCCAGCUGAUGCCCGUCUCCUGCAGGGUGAUCCCCUAAAAAUCGACCAGUCUUCUCUAACUGGUGAAUCCCUACCAGUAACCAAGAACCCAGGCAGUGAGGUCUUCUCUGGUUCCACAUGCAAACAAGGUGAGAUUGAGGCAGUUGUUAUCGCAACUGGUGUCCAUACCUUCUUUGGCAAGGCCGCUCACCUUGUGGACAGCACCAACCAAGUUGGUCACUUCCAAAAGGUGUUGACAGCCAUUGGUAACUUCUGUAUCUGCUCUAUUGCGGUCGGCAUGGUGAUUGAGAUUGUAGUGAUGUAUCUUAUCCAACAUAGAGCAUACAGAGAAGGUAUUGACAACCUGUUGGUACUUCUCAUUGGAGGCAUUCCGAUUGCCAUGCCAACGGUCUUGUCGGUGACCAUGGCUAUUGGGUCUCAUCGCCUGUCACAGCAAGGAGCCAUCACCAAGAGGAUGACAGCCAUUGAGGAGAUGGCAGGGAUGGAUGUGCUCUGCAGUGACAAGACAGGGACUCUCACUCUGAACAAGCUCACUGUUGACAAGAACUUGAUUGAGGUGUUUCCAAAGAAUGUAGAUAAGGACACUUUAGUCUUGCUUGCUGCUAGGGCUUCCAGGGUUGAAAACCAAGAUGCCAUCGAUGCUUCGAUUGUCGGGAUGUUAGGCGACCCUAAGGAGGCAAGAGAAGGGAUCACUGAGGUGCAUUUCUUGCCCUUCAAUCCUGUGGAGAAGCGCACUGCAAUCACCUAUAUUGAUGGUGAUGGCAACUGGCACAGAUGCAGCAAAGGUGCUCCUGAGCAAAUUAUUGAGCUCUGUGAGUUAAAGGGGGACGUAAGGAAGAAGGCACAUGAGGUCAUAGACAAGUUUGCUGAUCGAGGUCUUCGUUCCUUGGGAGUUUCUCGACAGACUAUUCCAGAGAAGACAAAGGAAAGUGCUGGAGGUCCUUGGGAGUUCCUAGGUCUCUUACCCCUCUUUGACCCUCCAAGACAUGAUAGUGCAGAAACCAUCCGUCGCGCUCUUGACCUUGGUGUCAAUGUUAAGAUGAUCACAGGUGAUCAGCUUGCCAUUGGGAAAGAGACCGGUCGAAGGCUUGGCAUGGGCACCAACAUGUAUCCAUCUUCGUCUCUCCUAGGCCAAAGCAAGGAUGAAUCAAUUGCCUCUAUUCCAAUUGAUGAGCUCAUUGAAAAGGCUGAUGGAUUUGCUGGUGUCUUCCCUGAGCACAAGUAUGAGAUUGUUAAGAAGCUACAGGAAAGGAAGCACAUUUGUGGAAUGACUGGAGAUGGUGUCAAUGAUGCCCCAGCACUCAAGAAGGCAGACAUUGGUAUUGCAGUGGCUGAUGCUACUGAUGCAGCCAGAAGUGCAUCAGACAUUGUGUUGACAGAGCCAGGUUUAAGUGUAAUUGUGAGUGCUGUGUUGACAAGCAGGGCCAUCUUCCAGAGGAUGAAGAACUACACAAUCUAUGCUGUUUCUAUCACAAUACGUAUUGUAUUGGGAUUCAUGCUUGUUGCUCUCAUCUGGGAGUUUGACUUCUCUCCUUUCAUGGUUCUGAUUAUAGCAAUCUUGAACGACGGAACUAUCAUGACCAUCUCUAAGGACAGGGUGAAGCCAUCUCCUGUGCCUGACUCAUGGAAGUUGAAGGAAAUUUUUGCCACUGGCGUUGUACUCGGAACCUACAUGGCCAUUAUGACUGUGGUGUUCUUCUAUCUUGCACAUGACACUGAAUUCUUCUCAGAAACAUUUGGCGUGAGACACAUUGGUAAAAGCAUGGAAGAGCUUAACUCAGCCAUCUACCUUCAAGUGAGCAUUAUUAGUCAGGCACUCAUUUUUGUCACCAGAUCAAGGAGCUGGUCCUUUGUUGAACGCCCUGGUUUAUUGCUUGUCACUGCCUUUAUUGCAGCACAACUGGUGGCCACUGCCAUUGCUGUGUAUGCACACUGGGGCUUCGCCAGGAUCCAUGGUGUUGGGUGGGGAUGGGCAGGAGUGAUAUGGAUCUACAGCGUCAUCACCUAUAUCCCUCUUGAUGUCCUCAAGUUCAUUAUUCGCUAUGCAUUAACUGGAAAGGCCUGGGAUAACAUGCUCCAAAAUAAGACUGCUUUCACCACAAAGAAGGAUUAUGGAAAGGGUGAGAGGGAGGCACAAUGGGCAAUGGCUCAACGUACACUCCAUGGUCUCCAGCCCCCAGAACAAUUGUUCAAUGACAAGAACAACUAUAGGGAUCUGUCUGAGAUUGCUGAGCAGGCCAAGAGGCGGGCUGAAGUUGCUAGGCUAAGGGAGCUACACACUCUCAAGGGGCACGUUGACUCUGUGGUGAAACUGAAGGGCCUAGACAUUGAAACCAUUCAACAGCACUACACAGUCUAAAACACAUUGUGAAAGCUGAAAGAAGCCGGAUGGUACGAGCAAGUGUAUAUGAGCUAUCAAGGAACAGGAAGGCCGAUCAAUGGUUAAAGAAGCUAUAUAUGAUCUUUCUAUUUUCAUUCUAUUUUCUACUUAUCUAUGGUACAACACGUACAUUGCUGGUUGGGAUGUGUUGCAGUUUGAUUUGGAGAUUGGAAAAAAAAGAGAUAUAACUCUUAAGGGAUUGAAUGAAGUCUAAAGCCAGCUAUUAUGUAUUAUACAGAAAUAUGGUUGUCAAUCAUAUUUCGUAUAACAAGAUCUGUCUUUUCUGCAGAGAUUGUUAAUCGUUUUUGCAAGUACUCCUUAAAAGAUCUAGGCUUUAGGCUUUUAGCAUGAUGACAAUCAUUUGUAGUUAAUAUGAAAAUACAGAAUGAUCAUGGAUUUUUCAUUUUCUUGUGGUGGGAUAAUACCCUCAAUCUUGGAUAAAAGUGAUUUGCCUAUGCAUUUUUGUUGGAA